Molecule: messenger RNA, 15573 nt
Organism: Erinaceus europaeus (western European hedgehog)
Lineage: Eukaryota; Metazoa; Chordata; Mammalia; Eulipotyphla; Erinaceidae
Gene: PCLO
Product: piccolo presynaptic cytomatrix protein
Exons: 14
Coding region: 312-14273 (4653 amino acids)
Biological process (GO): presynaptic active zone assembly; protein localization to synapse
Cellular component (GO): glutamatergic synapse; axon; GABA-ergic synapse
Molecular function (GO): metal ion binding; structural constituent of presynaptic active zone
Source: RefSeq, a predicted model, not a curated record
GGCACCGCUCAGAUCUGCUUUUCCCUGGCUGCGGGCGCUGAGGCGGCAUCCGGGAGAGGUGUCUUCUGCAAAGGUUGUCUGGCGUUGUCCAACAUGGAGGAGGCACCGACUGCGGGCGUCACCUGGAAGGGGGACUAAUCCCCGCCCGGCGUUUCGGGCAGGGCGUUCAGUCCCAAGCCGUGGGACUUCACCGCCUGUCUGCACGCCCCACGCACGGCAGACCCCGGCUCCGGUGCUUCCUCGGGCCGCGGGCUUGCAGACCCGGACGCUGUGCUCGGAGGAAACACGGCGACCCCGAAUCUGCCUGAGCCAUGGGCAACGAGGCGAGCCUGGAAGGGGAAGGGCUUCCUGAAGGGCUGGCGGCGGCGGCGGCGGCAGCGGCGGCCGGAGGAGGGGCUGGCGGGGCGGGGAGCCCCUUGCACACCGUGAUCCCUGCCGGCAUGGAGGCGGAUCUGAGCCAGCUAAGCGAAGAGGAGAGGAGACAGAUCGCCGUUGUCAUGUCAAGGGCGCAGGGGCUACCCAAGGGAAGCGGUCCCUCGGCCACUGCGGAGCCGCCUCCCAUGCACAGGAAACAAGAGUUGGAUAGUAGUCAUCCUCCAAAGCAACCAGGAAAACCACCAGACCCUGGGCGUCCAAUUCAGCCUGGUCUUAGUAAAAGUAGAACUACAGACACGUUGAGGUCAGAGCCGAAAUUGCCUGGAAGGAGUCCUUCUACCAUUAGCUUGAAGGAAUCAAAGUCCAGAACUGAUUUUAAGGAAGAGCACAAGUCUAGUAUGAUGCCUGGCUUCUUUUCUGAAGUUAACCCUUUAAGUGCUGUCUCCUCUGUUGUAAAUAAAUUCAAUCCUUUUGAUUUGAUAUCAGACUCUGAUACAUCCCAGGAAGAAAUUGCCAGGAAACAAAAAGUAGGUCAGAAGGAACAAGGAAAACCUGAGGGAACCACAAAGCCUCCAUCACAACAGUCACCCACAGCAGUUCCUAAGCAGCAAAGAUCUGUGAGGGCACCACUUCAGCAGGAGGGCUCUCCCAAAUCAGCAACUUCCCAGCAACCAGAAAAAAUGAAAUCACAACCUCCGGGGACAGGAAAGUCACCUCAGGGGGUUACCCAAGCUCCUCAGACAGACCAGACAAAAUUGCCACCUCAAAGAGAUACAGUCAGGCCUCAGUCUAAACAGCCAGACACAGUCAAGGGUGAAGCAGUUAAACCCUCACUCCAAAGUUCAUCCAAACUACCAAUUCAGCAAGCAAGUCCUGGAAAGCCUCCAGGACUUGAUAAACCUCCAGGACCUUCCAUGUCACAGCCUGGGCCUUCAAAGUCUCCAGCUCAGCAACUAGGGUCAGCAAAACCCUUUGCUCAACAGCCAGCAGUGGCAAAACCCUCACCUCAGCAACUGACAGCAAAACCCCCAGCCCAGCCACCAGGAACAGUGAAGCCUGCAGCUCAGCAGUCUGGACCCAAACCUGCUCAGACUCAUGGGUCUGCAAAGCCCCAAGUUCAACAGACUGGGCCAGAGAAGCCCCCAUCUCAGCAGCCUGGACCUGCAAAGACUACAGCUCAGCAUCUUGGACCAACUAAACUCCCACCACAACCAGGGACACCAAAAUCCCCAGCUCCUUCUUCUGGUCCACAGUCUUUAGCUCAGCCACAUGGGCCUGCAAAGACUGUAACUCAGCAAACUGUAUCAGGGAAGUCUCUGGCUCAGCAGCCUGGACCAGGAAAGACCCUAAUUCAGCAGGGUGGCCCAACAAAGCCCCCUCCUCAACAGCCUGGUUUAGUAAAAGCUUCUUCUCAACUGCCUAGCUCAACAAAACCCUCAGCUCAGCAGUCUGGCCCAGUAAAGCCUUCAGCUCAGCAGUCUACAAAACUAGCAAGCCAAAUAGGAGCUGGGAAACCUCUGCAGCAAUCCACAUCUCCAUCAGCAGGGCAGGCUUCAGUACAAGGCCUCCCUAAAACCAUCUGUCCUCUUUGCAAUACCACUGAACUUCUGUUGAAUGUUCCAGAAAAGGCCAAUUUUAACACAUGCACCGAGUGUCAAACUACUGUCUGUAGCCUCUGUGGUUUUAAUCCUAAUCCUCAUUUAACCGAGAUAAAAGAAUGGCUCUGUUUAAACUGCCAAAUGAAAAGAGCUCUUGGAGGUGAAUUAGCUCCAGUUCCAUCAUCACCACAGCCCAAGCAGAAGAGUGUCCCUGCUUCAGCAAUAAGCAGACCAUCUCAGCAGUCACAGCAGAUUUCUCCGAAAAAGAAUAUGGCACCCAAACAAGAUAUCUCAAAGGUCCCUGCGUCUAAAAAACCCCCACCACUAGUGAAGCAACCAACACUUCAUGGUUCUCCCUCCGUCACAGCCAAGCAACCUUCAGUGGUGGAAUCCUCAUCCCAGCCAGCUCCUUCUAAUGAGACUUCUGUCCCAUCUGAACAGAGCAAGGUUCCUAUAGCAGAUGAUAAACCAAAGCAGCCCAAGAUAGUAAAGCCAGCGGCAGACAUGCUGUCUGCAGCAGCAGCAGCAGCAACAAAACAUGAUAUUCCAGUCAAAAUACAGUCAGAAGAUCAAGAGAAAACAACCCCUCCUCUAAAAAUGGACACCGCCAAACCCUCACAAAGUUUUCCACCAACAGGAGAGAAAGUCACCUCAUUGGAUUCUAACAUCAUACCUCGACCUGCAUCUGAUUCAAAAAUUGUUUCACAUCCUGGGUCCAGUUUGGAGAGCAAAGAUAAAAAACAAGUUGAUUCGGUUCAAAAGCGAGAAGAACUCAAGAAAGCACAAAUUAAAGCGAGUCCUAAGCCAGAUGCCAAACCAGUGCCAAAAUCAUCACCGACGCCCCAGAGCCCACGACCUACCACUGGCCAAAUUACCCCUGCAUCUCAGCAGCCCCCUAAACCCCAGGAGCAGUCAAGACGCUUCAGUCUGAAUUUGGGUAGUAUUACUGAUGUUCCUAAAUCACAGCCCACUACUCCUCAAGAAACUGUGACUGGAAAACUUUUUGGAUUUGGUGCAUCAAUCUUCAGUCAGGCCUCAAAUCUAAUAUCCACAGCAAGUCAACCUGGAUCUCAUUCACAAGGUGGACCAGGGGGGCUGGCAAAACAAGCCCCACCUCCUUCACAGCCACCAGCUUCUCAGGAGUUUCCCAAGCCCACAGGCCAGGCAGCACUAACACCUGCAAAGGUUACACCUAUGAAAAAGGAAAUGAAAGCUCUGGUAGCUGAAAACCUAGAGUCCAAACCUGAACAAAUGAUGACAGCAAAAAUAACAGCUACUGAAAAGAAACCUUUGCCUACUAAGGAUAGCAAACCUCCAAUAGCUGAACCUCAAAAAACUGCCCUCCCCAAAGUGGAAAAACCUACAUCAGAAUCAGUCUGUCCUCUUUGCAAAACUGAACUCAAUGUAGGCUCUAAGGAACCUCCUAACUUCAGUACUUGUACUGAAUGCAAGAAACAAGUGUGUAAUCUCUGUGGAUUUAACCCUACACCCCACUUGACUGAGGUUCAAGAAUGGCUUUGUUUAAAUUGCCAAACUCAGAGAGCAAUGUCAGGACAACUUGGAGACAUAGGCAAAACACCGCCCACACCAUCAGGACCAAAAUCAUCUCCUAUGCCUAUAUCUACAGAACAGCCAUCACAGAAAACAGAAAUGCCUAUCCAAGUCAAAGUAAAAAAAGAACAAGAAAUGAAAAGAGAAGUAGAAAAAAUCAUUCUGGAAAAAGAGUCUCCAUCAGUUGAAAAAAUCCUCCCUCAGGUAGCCACAGAUCAAAAAGAAGAAGCUAAACUAGUGAAAGACAAAACAUUAGCCUUUCAAGAAAAGAAGCCACCACCUGAAGAUAAAAUACCACCCCAGGAAGACACAAAGCUACCCACAAAAGAAAAAAAGACAGACCCUGAAGACAGAAAGUCACUCCCAGAGGAAAAAAAGAUAACUCCUAAAGACAAAAAGCCAAUAGCUGAAGAUAAAAUAUCACCACCAGGAGCAAAACCUUCAAUUCUAGAGGAGGAACAGAAACAUGACUUACUUAAAACUCAGGUACAAAUUGCCGAAGGAAAGCUCAAAGACAUAGUGACUCCAAAGGCAAUGCAAGAUGUGAAACAGCUCCCAGUCAAGAUGGAAGGUUUACCACCUGAUAUGCCUCAGAAAUUGCCUGAAGAUGAUGAAACCGCUCAGAAAACAAAAGAGCAACCACAGGCAGUUUGUUCAGCAAAACCUGAUCAGAUGGAACCUGUCAAAGAAAAAUCCGAAAAGGAAGAUGACAAAUCAGACACCUCAAGUUCUCAGCAGCCGAAAAGCCCACAAGGUCUAAGUGACACGGGAUAUUCUUCUGAUGGGAUAUCAAGUUCACUAGGUGAAAUUCCAAGUCUUAUUCCUAGUGAUGAAAAGGAUUUGCUCAAGGGACUCAAAAAGGAUUCUCCUUCACAAGAAAGUAGCCCUUCUAGCCCUUCAGAUUUGGCUAAGUUAGAAAGUACAGUCCUAUCCAUAUUGGAAGCUCAGGCAGGUACUCUUGUUGAUAAAAAAUCAGAAGAUAAAGCACAACCUCAAGUGGUUUCUUCUGAGCAGCCCAAGGACCAGCAGAAAACCCAAAGUUUACAUGUAACAAUAAAGAGUACAAUUACAGAAGAGGAGCUCAAAAAGGGCCAAGAAGAAAAAGACACUUUAAGAAAAGAUAGCCAACAAGACAUUCCUUCUAAAAAAGAUCACAAAGAAAAGUCUGAGUUUGUUGAUGACAUAGCUACAAGAAGACAGUCUUAUGAUUCAGUUGAAGAUAGUAGUGAAAGUGAAAACUCCCCCGUUCCACAAAGAAAGCGGAGAAUGAGUGUUGGUUCAUCAAGCAGUGAUGAGUAUAAACAAGAAGAUAGUCAAGGAUCAGGUGAAGAGGAAGACUUUAUCCGAAAACAAAUCAUAGAAAUGAGUGCUGAUGAAGAUGCUUCAGGUUCUGAAGAUGACGAAUUCAUCAGAAGCCAGCUUAAAGAGAUUAGCAGUACUAUCGAGGGUCAGAAAAAGGAAGACUCAAAGGGCAAAGGAAAAGCAUCAGCAGGGAAACACAGGCGGUUGACUCGAAAAAUUAGUGCAAGCUUUGAUGAUGAUCCUGGAAGAAGACAUUCAUGGCAUGAUGAAGAUGAUGAGACAUUUGAUGAAAGUCCUGACCUUAAAUACAGAGAAACGAAAAGUCAGGAGAGUGAAGAACUUGUAAUUGCCGGAGGAGGUGGGCUACGUAGAUUCAAAACAAUUGAACUCAACAGCACAAUAGCAGAUAAAUAUUCUGCAGAGGCAUCCCAGAAGAAAACUGCUUUGUAUUUUGAUGAAGAGCCAGAAUUAGAAAUGGAAAGCCUGACAGACUCUCCAGAAGACAGAUCAAGGGGAGAAGGAUCUUCUAGUCUUCAUGCUUCCAGCUUCACUCCUGGCACGUCCCCUACAUCAGUAUCUUCCCUUGAUGAAGACAGUGAUAGUAGUCCAAGUCACAAGAAAGGAGAGAGCAAGCAGCAACGCAAAGCUCGACACAGAUCACAUGGUCCUCUUUUACCAACUAUUGAAGAUUCUUCUGAAGAAGAAGAACUGAGAGAGGAAGAAGAAUUACUAAAGGAGCAAGAAAAACAACGGGAACUAGAACAACAACAAAGAAAAUCUUCUAGCAAAAAAUCAAAGAAAGACAAAGAUGAACUUAGAGCUCAGAGAAGGAGGGAAAGACCAAAGACACCUCCCAGCAAUCUCUCUCCCAUUGAAGAUGCAUCUCCAACAGAAGAGUUACGUCAGGCUGCAGAAAUGGAGGAGCUCCAUCGGUCUUCUUGUUCUGAAUACUCACCUAGCAUAGAGUCAGACCCAGAAGGCUUUGAAAUAAGCCCAGAAAAGAUAAUAGAAGUACAAAAAGUUUAUAAAUUGCCCACGGCUGUGUCUUUAUACUCUCCUACAGAAGAUCCAUCUAUGAUGCAGAAAGAAGUUGGCCAAAAGGCAUUAAAAACUGCUGAGGAGAUGUAUGAAGAAAUGAUGCAUAAAACUCAUAAAUAUAAAGCUUUCCCAGCUGCAAAUGAACGUGAUGAGAUAUUUGAAAAAGAACCUCUGUAUGGUGGCAUGUUAAUUGAGGAUUAUAUUUAUGAAUCUUUAGUAGAGGACACAUACAAUGGUUCAGUUGAUAGCAGUCUACUAACAAGGCACGAGGAUGAAAAUGGAUUUAUGCAGCAGAGAGGGAGAGAACAAAAAAUAAGACUGCCAGGACAGAUUUAUGAAGAUCCUAUGCAAAAAAUUUCAGACCUCCAAAAGGAGUUUUAUGAGUUAGAAAGUUUACACACUGUUGUGCCUCAAGAAGACAUUGUUUCAAGCUCUUAUAUCAUCCCUGAAAGUCAUGAGAUAGUGGAUCUGGGCAGUAUGGUCCCUUCUACCAGUGAGGAAAAAAAGUUGCUAGAUGCUGACGCUGCCUAUGAAGAACUCAUGAAAAGGCAACAGAUGCAAUUAACGCCUGGAUCCAGUCCAACCCAACUUCCCAUCAGGGAUGACAUGACAGAGUCCACUAUAGAAUUUGAUAGGGUACCUGAUGCAUCUAUGACAUCAAGUGUUCUCUCAGGAGCAUCUCUCACAGACUCAACCAGCAGUGCAACACUCUCUAUCCCAGAUGUUAAAAUAACCCAACACUUUUCAACAGAAGAAAUUGAGGAUGAAUAUGUAACUGAUUAUACAAGAGAAAUUCAAGAGAUUAUUGCUCAUGAAUCUCUGAUUUUGACCUACUCUGAGCUUUCAGAAAGUGCUACAUCUGUCCCGCCUUCUGACACACCUUCUCUCACAUCAUCCAUCUCUUCAGUUUGUACCACAGAUAGUUCCUCACCUAUUACAACCCUGGAUAGUGUGACUACCAUUUAUACAGAGCCAGUGGAUAUAGUAACUAAAUUUGAAGAUUCUGAAGAAAUUUCUUCAACGUAUUUUCCAGGCAGCAUUAUAGACUAUCCAGAAGAAGUAAGCAUGUCUUUAGAUCAGACUACUAUACCAGAUGAUAGAAGUAGUGCUGAUGAUAUUGUUAUUGCCUUAUCUGACAUGGCAGCUACUAUCAUAGAAUCUACAGGAACCAAACCAGAAGAACUUGCUGUUGACACUGUUUCCACAGACUUAUCAAUAUCUGACAGCGACUCAUUGAAAAAAGCCAAGAAAGAAACAAACGGAAUUAUUCUGGAAGUUUUGGAAGCAUACAGAGAUAAAAGGGCAGAGUCUGAGGCUGAAAUAACAAAAGUCAGCAUGGACAAAACAAUAUUUGAUCAACCAACUUUUUCAAAAGUCCUCCCAGUGAAGGAGCAGGCUUCAGCUACAUGCUUUAUAUCUGGAGAGGUCUUUGCUCAAGCAAAACCUGCACCUCAGUUAUCUAGCAGUACAUCUGUUUCCUCACCUCCAACUAAAACCCAUCCGUUAUUUCGAAGUCCAUCUUUAGACAUAUCGGCCCAACCUCCUCCCCCACCUCCACUUCCCCCUCCUCCUCCCCCUCCCCCUCCUCCCCCUCCUCCCCCACCACUUCCUCCUCCAACAUCACCUAAACCACCAAUUCAUCCUAAAAAAAGAUCAGCCUUUGCAGCUCCAGUGACUCUAACCACUACAGGUACACCUCUAACAGAUAUUGUUACUACUGUAGAUACCACAGCUAUUCCAAGAAGCAAUGGUUUCCCUGUAGCCAAAGUAUGUACCACUGUACCUCCUCCUGUUCCUCCUAAGCCGUCUUCUAUUCCAUCAGGACUUGUUUUUACUCAUAGACCUGAGCCAAGCAAACCUCCAAUUGCCCCAAAACCAGUAGUUCCUCAACUUCCAGUAACUAUACAAAAGUCAACAGAUACAUACCCUAAACCAACAGGUCUAUCUUUAGCUUCAAGUAUGACAUUAAAUCUAGUAACUUCAGCAGAUUAUAAAUUACCCUCUCCUACUUCCCCUAUCUCUCCUCAUUCUAACAAGUCCUCACCAAGGUUUUCCAAAUCCCUCAUGGAAACUUACGUGGUCAUCACAUUGCCAUCUGAACCUGGGACUCCAACUGAUUCUUCAGCUAGUCAGGCAAUUACCAGCUGGCCCCUGGGGUCACCCCCCAAAGAUCUGAUUUCCAUUGAACCAGUGUUUUCUAUAGUUCCUCCUAUGACGGCUGCAGAAGUUUCAAGUUCUUCAGGGCAGAAUCUGUACAUCUCUGGAGUUUUGGAAUCAUAUUCUGCUAUGCCUAUGACAACACUAUCUUCAUUUCAAACUGCCCCAACUUCUGUUACAAAGUUUGUCACAACUGAAGCUUCCAGACCUGAUGUGACAGUCCCUAGUAUUGGUCUCAGCAGUGUCUCUAUCUCAAUUCCUCCAGAACCCCUUGCUCUAAAUCACCUACAUUCAAAGAAGCCUCAGCAUAAGGAAAAUGGAAGGUUGCAACUUACUGGUGAUGCCAUUGAUUUGCGUACAGUAGCAAAAGGAGAUGUUAAAGCAACUGAAAAAUGUAUGGACCUUUCUGCUUCUACAAUAGAAUUGAAAAGACAAACUACAACAAAUGAAAUCUAUGGGAGACAAAUCAGUGCUGUCCAGUCCUCUGUUAUAAACCUCAGUGUUACUUCAUCCGUAAUAACACCCUUGCCCCUGGUCACUGAGACAGUGACUGCUGUUUCUUGCACCCCUAGCACAAGUUACACCAUGGACACAGAAAAUCUAGUGGGUAGAGAGCACACACUGACAGCACCACUCCAGCUCACAUCAAAGCAGGCUGAACCUCCAUAUAGGAUACCUAGUAGUCAUGUCUUUCCUACUGCUAGGGACGAAGCACCAAUAAACUUAUCUUUAGGUACAUUAGCGCAUGCAGGAACAUUGGCUACGACAAAACCCGUUACUGUGCCUCCUGUUGGUGUCACAAAUGGAUGGACUGAUAGUGCCACAUCCCAGGGGAUCACAGAUGGGGAAGUAGUAGAUCUUAGUACAACAAAGUCCCAUAGAACUGUUGUAACAAUGGAUGACUCUGCUUCAAGUGUGGUGACCAAAAUAAUAGAAGACGAUGAAAAACCUGUCGAUCUUACUGCAGGAAGAAGAGCUGUGUGCUGUGAUGUGGUUUAUAAGUUACCUUUUGGUAGAAGCUGCACAGCACAACAGCCAGCAACUACUCUUCCUGAAGAUCGUUUUGGUUAUAGAGAUGACCACUAUCAAUAUGAUAGAUCAGGACCAUAUGGCUAUAGAGGGAUUGGGGGAAUGAAACCUUCCAUGUCUGACACUAACUUAGCAGAAGCUGGACAUUUUUUCUAUAAAAGUAAGAAUGCUUUUGAUUAUUCUGGAGGAACUGAUGCUGCAGUAGAUCUAACUUCAGGGAAAAUUGCUACAGGUGAGGUAAUGGACUACUCAAGCAAGACUACAGGUCCAUAUCCAGAAACACGACAAGUCAUUUCAGGAGUUGGGAUUAGUACCCCACAGUACUCCACAGCAAGAAUGACUCCACCUCCAGGAUCCCAGUAUUGUGUGGGGAGUGUUUUGAGGUCAUCUAAUGGUGUUGUCUAUUCAUCAGUGGCAACUCCAAUCCCCUCCACAUUUGCUAUUACCACACAGCCUGGCUCCAUAUUCAGCACCACUGUAAGGGAUUUAUCUGGUGUGCAUACAGCUGACACAGUGGCUUCCUUAUCCACACUGCACCAGAGCCAGCCAAUGCCUAGAUCAUAUUUCCUAACAACAGGUGCAUCUGAAAUAGACAAUGCAGUAACUGGUAUUGAUAUCAAUGCUGGUUUGCAAACUAUUACUAUGGAAACGCUCACUGCUGAGACAAUGGACUCAGUUCCCGCUUUAACCACGGCAUCUGAAGUAUUUUCUGAAGUGAUGGGAGAUGAAAAUACUCUUUUAAUGGUCCCUGAAGAAGAUAAGCAGCAACAGCAGCUAGACUUAGAACGUGAGCUCUUGGAACUGGAGAAAAUUAAGCAACAGCGUUUUGCUGAGGAAUUGGAGUGGGAGCGUCAGGAAAUCCAAAGGUUCCGGGAACAAGAAAAGAUCAUGGUUCAAAAAAAACUAGAGGAGCUGCAGUCCAUGAAGCAGCACCUUCUCUAUCAGCAAGAAGAAGAAAGACAAGCCCAGUUCAUGAUGAGGCAGGAGACAUUAGCUCAGCAACAAAUACAGCUGGAGCAGAUCCAACAGCUGCAGCAACAGCUUCAUCAGCAGCUAGAGGAGCAAAAGAUUCGCCAAAUAUACCAGUAUAACUAUGAUCCUUCUGGAACUGUUUCUCUGCAAACCACUACAGAGCAAGCAAUUUUGGAAGGUCAGUACACUGCCCCAGAAGGUGGUCAGUUUUGGAUAGCUGAAGACACAACCACCACAGCCUCAACUGUUGUGGCGACUGAAAUACCACAAAGCCAGGGGUGGUACACAGUUCAGUCUGAUGGUGUUACUCAGUAUAUUGCCCCACCUGGCAUUUUGAGUACUGUUUCAGAAAUACCUCUGACAAAUGUUGUAGUAAAAGAUGAUAAACAACCCAAAAAGAGAACUUCUGGAUCUAAAGUCCGCGGACAAUAUGAUGAGAUAGGAGAAAAUAUGGCAGAUGAUCCCCGAUCUUUUAAAAAGAUAGUGGACAGUGGUGUACAAACUGAUGAUGAAGAUGCAGCAGAUCGUAGUUAUGCGAGUAGAAGAAGGAGAACUAAAAAGAGUGUUGAUACAAGUGUCCAAACUGACGAUGAAGAUCAGGAUGAAUGGGAUAUGCCUACUAGAUCAAGGAGAAAAGCUCGUGUAGGAAAAUAUGGUGAUAGUACUCCGGAGGCUGACAAGACUAAACCUCCUUCCAAAGUCUCCAGUAUAGCAGUUCAAACAGUGGCAGAGAUAUCUGUGCAAACUGAACCCGUUGGAACCAUACGAACACCUUCGAUACGGGCACGCGUGGAUGCCAAGGUAGAAAUAAUUAAACAUAUUUCAGCACCUGAAAAGACCUACAAAGGAGGCAGUUUAGGAUGUCAAACAGAAACAGAUUCAGACACACAAAGUCCUCAAUAUCUGAGUGCCACAUCUCCACCCAAAGACAAGAAACGCCCAACACCUUUAGAGAUUGGUUAUUCAUCUCACCUUCGGGCAGAUUCCACAAUGCAGCUGGCUCCUUCCCCACCCAAAUCUCCAAAAGUCCUUUACUCACCCAUCUCACCACUUUCACCAGGCAAAGCCUUAGAAUCAGCUUUUGUACCUUAUGAAAAACCCCUCCCUGAUGAUAUAAGUCCACAGAAAGCACUGCAUCCAGAUAUGGCUAAAGUUCCCCCAGCAAGUCCUAAGACAGCCAAGAUGAUGCAGCGGUCUAUGUCUGACCCCAAGCCUCUGAGUCCAACAGCAGACGAAAGUUCCAGGGCUCCUUUCCAAUAUACCGAGGGUUACACGACAAAAGGCUCUCAAACCAUGACACCAUCUGGCUCCCAGAAAAAAAUUAAAAGAACCCUGCCAAACCCACCUCCCGAAGAGACCGCCACUGGAACUCAGUCAACAUACAGUACAAUGGGCACAGUUUCCAGGAGAAGAAUCUGCAGAACCAACACAAUGGCACGAGCCAAGAUUCUCCAGGAUAUAGACAGAGAGCUUGAUCUUGUGGAGAGGGAAUCUGCAAAGCUUAGAAAGAAACAAGCAGAACUUGAUGAGGAAGAAAAGGAAAUUGAUGCCAAGUUACGGUACCUGGAAAUGGGAAUUAACAGGAGGAAAGAGGCACUGUUAAAAGAGAGAGAAAAAAGAGAGCGAGCCUAUCUUCAAGGUGUAGCUGAGGAUCGGGAUUAUAUGUCUGACAGUGAAGUGAGUAGCACCAGACCAACUCGAAUAGAAAGUCAGCAUGGCAUAGAGCGGCCAAGAACUGCCCCUCAGACUGAAUUCAGCCAAUUUAUACCACCACAAACUCAAACAGAAUCUCAGCUAGUUCCUCCUACAAGUCCAUAUACUCAAUACCAAUACUCUUCACCUGCUCUUCCUACCCAAGCACCCACCCCAUACACCCAACAGUCCCAUUUUCAACAACAAACUUUGUACCAUCAACAAGUUUCACCUUACCAGACUCAACCAACUUUCCAAGCUGUGGCAACAAUGUCCUUCACUCCUCAAGCUCAACCUACACCUGCCCCACAAUCUUCUUAUCAAUUACCAUCACAGAUGAUGGUGAUACAACAAAAGCCCCGGCAAACAACACUGUAUUUAGAGCCCAAGAUAACUUCAAACUAUGAGGUGAUUCGCAAUCAACCCCUGAUGAUAGCACCUGUUUCUACUGAUACUACCUAUGCUGUUUCCCAUCUUGGUAGUAAGUACAAUAGCUUAGAUUUGAGAAUAGGGUUGGAGGAAAGAAGUAGCAUGGCAAGUAGUCCAAUAUCGAGCAUAUCUGCAGAUUCUUUCUAUGCAGAUAUUGACCACCAUACUUCACGAAAUUAUGUUUUAAUCGAUGACAUUGGCGAUAUUACCAAAGGAACAGCAUCUUUAAGUACUGCAUUUAGUCUUCAUGAAAAAGAUCUGUCUAAAACAGACCGUCUCCUUCGGACUACAGAGACACGUAGGUCACAAGAUGUGACAGAUUUCCUAGCACCUUUGCAGACAUCUUCUCGGUUACAUAGUUAUGUAAAAGCAGAGGAGGACUCAAUGGAGGAUCCUUAUGAGUUAAAGCUUCUAAAACACCAAAUUAAACAGGAAUUCCGUAGAGGGGCAGAGAGUUUAGAUCACCUUGCUGGUCUUUCCCAUUACUACCAUGCCGAUACUAGCUAUAGACAUUUCCCCAAAUCUGAGAAGUAUAGCAUUAGUCGACUCACACUUGAAAAACAAGCAGCAAAACAGCUGCCAGCAGCCAUACUUUAUCAAAAGCAGUCAAAGCAUAAGAAACCACUAAUUGACCCUAAAAUGUCAAAGUUUUCACCAAUUCAAGAAAGUAGAGAUCUUGAACCCGAUUAUUCAACUUAUAUGUCAUCCAGCACCUCAUCUAUUGGUGGCAUUUCUUCCCGAGCAAGGCUUCUUCAAGAUGAUAUCACUUUUGGCCUCAGAAAAAAUAUUACAGACCAACAAAAAUUUUUGGGAUCAUCUCUUGGCACAGGACUGGGGACAAUAGGAAAUACCAUCCGGUCAGCUCUUCAGGAUGAAGCAGAUAAACCCUAUAGUAGUGGCAGCAGGUCCAGACCUUCUUCCCGACCUUCCUCUGUCUAUGGGCUUGAUUUAUCAAUUAAAAGAGAUUCUUCCAGUUCUUCCCUAAGACUUAAAGCUCAAGAAGCUGAAGCUCUAGAUGUAUCCUUCAGUCAUGCAUCAUCCUCUGGAAGAACUAAGCCAACAAGUUUGCCAAUUAAUCAGAGUAGAGGAAGAAUACCAAUUGUGGCCCAAAACUCUGAAGAAGAAAGUCCACUCAGUCCUGUUGGUCAACCUAUGGGAAUGGCUAGGGCUGCAGCAGGACCCUUGCCACCAAUAUCUGCAGAUACCAGAGAUCAGUUUGGAUCAAGUCACUCACUGCCUGAAGUACAACAACACAUGAGAGAAGAAUCACGAACUCGAGGUUAUGAUCGUGACAUAGCAUUCAUCAUGGAUGACUUCCAACAUGCCAUGUCAGACAGUGAAGCCUAUCACUUGCGUCGGGAGGAAACAGACUGGUUUGAUAAACCCAGAGAGUCUCGUUUGGAAAAUGGACAUGGUCUAGACCGAAAACUACCAGAAAGAUUGGUCCACUCUAGACCACUGAGUCAACAUCAAGAGCAAAUUAUACAGAUGAAUGGGAAGACUGUUCACUACAUCUUUCCUCAUGCAAGGAUAAAAAUUACAAGAGAUACCAAGGAUCACACAGUUUCAGUUCAUAAAGUAUUGAGUAUAAACAGCAAUGUUCUCAUACGUUCCAAGAUUCUUUUCAGGGUCCAAGGGAAGAUGGGGCAGAAUGGCCAAGACCCUGUGAAGCAGCCAGGAGCAGGAGUAGGUCUAGCCGACACUGAAGUGAAAACUCAGGUAAUGGGAGAAAUCAAGAUUGCAUUGAAGAAAGAAAUGAAGACAGAUGGUGAACAGCUGAUUGUUGAAAUUCUCCAAUGCAGAAAUAUUACCUACAAAUUUAAAUCUCCUGAUCACUUACCAGAUUUAUAUGUGAAAAUAUAUGUGAUUAACAUCUCUACUCAAAAGAAGGUGAUCAAGAAAAAAACAAGAGUAUGUAGACAUGAUCGAGAGCCUUCAUUUAAUGAAACUUUCAGAUUCAGUUUGAGUCCAGCUGGACAUUCUCUUCAGAUUUUACUUUUCUCCAAUGGGGGGAAGUUUAUGAAAAAAACCUUAAUUGGCGAAGCUUGUAUCUGGCUUGACAAAGUGGAUCUCAGAAAAAGAAUAGUCAACUGGCACAAACUUUUGGUCAGUCCUACUCAAACUCAUUGAAGAAAUAUGUCUGCUCAGGAAAUAGAAAUUGCACUAAAUCUCACAUCAAGACCAUAGUGAAAUACUGUUGGUUUUUUUUUUGUGUGUGUUUAUUUUUAUGAGAAGAGAAGCAAAAGGCAAACAUGUAACAUGAAUGUAUUGUUCUGGGGCAAAGCAAAAGAAAAGUAAAAUGAAAAAGUUUUGUAUAUGGAAGACAAGGACAAAAUGAUCUCUGAUACUUUGCAUUUUUUGUGAUUGUCAAGAAAAAUGGUGAAAAUUUUUUAUUACUCAAUAGAAAAAUUGUUGAGCAGAGCUGAACUGUAGCUAAAGACAGAAGCUCACACAUUAGCAUAGUUUCUAAGGCAGACUGAGGUAAUCCUUUAUGCCAAAGAUCCUUGGUUGAAAAUAUUGAUGCAACAGAUCUUGGUUUUCAAAUGUCCUUAAAUCUUUGUGCUUUAUCUUACAUCCUCAGACAACUUACUCUUUUGAUAUUCUGAAAUAGAACACACCUACAUUACAUGUUCAAAACUGGGAAUAAGAUUACUGUUUUCAUUGGUAAAAAGGAAUAGGAAACAUAGGAAGUAUGACUUUUAGACUAUGCUAUAUAGGUUUUCUCUGUGUAUAAAUGUUAUAAGGAUGAACACCAGUUUUGGAGUCCAUGUUAUAAAAGCAGAUUAUAUAAUUUAAAAUAGUGUAAAGGCAAUAUGAAGUAAAAAUGAAACUACAUCUACCUAGAAAUAACUAACAAAGAAUGUUGUUCCACAAACUACUGGAAAUCUGGUUGAAAACAUAAGAUUUCCGUAAUUCAGUUUUAAGCCAAGAUACAUUUCAAUCUAUAUAUCAAAAGAAUUAGAUUAAAUUGGUAUGUUCUAGGGUGUAUGAUAACCUCUUCUUUGUGGAUUUGCAAAUAAUUGUAUUAUUCCCCUUGAUUUUCUUCUUUGGAGUAAUAUAUUGACAGAGAGAAAAUUCUUCCUCUUGGAAUCAAGUUAUCUUAACUUUGUGACAUUAUUUAAAUUGGUAUAAUUUCCUGCUCUCCCAUAAUGCUGUUAUCUCCAACAAACUUAACUGAUUAUGAGUAAAAACUAUGGCAAACUCAAGUUUGCUCUAGUAUUCCAUUUUUCUCCAUUAGUGAUUAUAUCAUAAUUAUUAAAUUCCUUAAUGUUGGGAAUUGUCAAAAAUAAACAUUAUAAUGAGGUUAAAUAUGCUUUGAACUAUUUCAAUAGUAUAAAGUAAAAGAACCUAUACCUAAAAUUUUUUAAUGUGGAAUCCUUUUUUCCAUCAACUAACAAUAUUAACAAAUAAAGUAACAGGAAACACUAAA